AUGUCUAUAUUACAAUCUAGCGAUGCAAAUGAACAUCAUCUAAAGGCAUUAGUACCUGUUGGGAUUCGUCUAAUGUUUCAACGUAUCGGCGAAAUCGACACAUUAAAUGAAAAAUAUCAAGCACAAGCAUCGAUUGAAGCUCGUUGGAUAAUUCCAUUCGAUGAAUUGUUUGAGAUCCUACCACCGAAUGAUCGAACCAGUUUGAAUCAGGGAAAAUCGGUGUCGCUUAUUAAAUUUGCUGACAACCAUUGGCAUCCUCAAUUGUUUAUUGAAAAUGCUGUUGGAGAUCUGAAAGAACAAAUAAGAUAUACUGCGAAGAAAAUAUCGGAAGAUCAAGCUUGCAUAUGUGAACAUCGGGACAUCAAAGGAGCCUUUUGGGAAAAACUCGAAUUGAAUCAUUUUCCAUCAGAUAUCCAGGAACUAACGAUUUCGAUUGGUUCAAUGUUGUAUAAUGAUAGAGUAAUACUGAUUCCGGAUCCAUUUUAUCACAGUGGAGUAAAUCGCGAACCGUCCGUUGAUCAAGAACAAUGGUUAUUGUAUGAACAUGUCGAUACAAGACAACGUUUUGUUAAGGAAUAUUUCAACAGUAAUGGUGACGACGAAAAUGUUCAAUCAAGCUUGAACGAGGGACGCAAACGUUCAUUUGUUUCUGUGUCAUGUCAUGCAGAACGUCGUUCCGGUUAUUUCUACUGGAAUGGUUACUGUCUGAUUUUUCUUAUUACUCUUUGUGGCUUCACCGUUUUUUCUAUGCCACCCAAUCUACCUGCAAAUCGUCUGCAAACUGGAGCUACUCUACUUCUAACGUCAAUCACAUUUCGUUGGACUGUGAAUCGAUCUCUACCAACCAUAUCCUAUUUAACAUCUUUGGAUAAGUACGCAAUAAUUUCAAUUUUUAUACUUGUUGGCCUUUGCAUAUGGCAUGCAAUCAUCGGUGCUGUUAUCUAUAUCAAUGGUACGAUUAUAAAACUGGAUCCAAUUGACGCAGAUGCGUGGAUAGAUAGAGUUGUAUUCAUUGUUUCUUUUAUUUUUUACAUUUUGAUGCAUAUAUGCAUGGUUAUUUGGCUAUUUCUGGUGCCUCUUGCUCGCCAACAACAAUGUAGACGAAAGGAUGUUGAGUACAGACACAUCGUAAAUCAAAAAAUUAAUGAUAUAAAAUCUCAUGCACGACCAUAUGCUCUUGAUUUAUCAACCGUUGGAUACGAACUAUCUGGAAUUGUCAUCAUGAAUAUGAAGCUAUAG
Messenger RNA from Rotaria socialis, 1239 nucleotides. The record is from the annotation of a GenBank genome assembly. NCBI's taxonomy places the organism in Eukaryota, Metazoa, Rotifera, Eurotatoria, Philodinida, Philodinidae.